AUGAAGUCUUCGCUGAGGAAGCUGCGCGGGAUCGCCGGGCACCACCGGGUGGAUUUGAAGGAGAAGAAGGGCGGUGGGCACCCCAGGCUGCAGCUUGACGAGCUGGCUCGAGCAUCUCAGGUAAAAAAGUCGCUCGAAUUCUCCCCUCUCCCUUCUGUGUUCCCUAGAGGAUCUCUGAUCGCCGUGCCCUGGGCACAGAAUGCAUAAAACUGUUCUCGUAAAUGUUAUCAUUUCGGUUAAUCUCGUUAGUUCUUUCGUUUUUCUUCGUAGGUGCUGCCGACUUGCUCGGGCACCUUGCUUAUUCUGCAGGCGGUCCUCCAUUAGACAGGACUCACUCUUUCUUAGGCGCGGCCUACGUUGUAUUGUUUGAAGAUGGCAAUGCCAAAGUCCUCUGAUUUAUUGUUUGACGUGCUUAAAGCGCUCGAUAAAAAAUGCCUAAUUCUUCUUUCCAGUGGAUUCCUAGUCUUUCGUAAGGUCCAACCAAGUAGCUUCUUCUGAUAUUCUACAACAUUUCAUGAGCAAGAAAGAGUCUCCUAAUAUUCAUCAUGGAAUAUUUCAUGAGCAUACAACAUCUGAUAUCUUGACUGCUCCAAAGAAACACCAGUGGAGUUGUGUUAUUUUUUAAGGUAAAAAUCUGUUAUUGCCGCUCACCAGAUUUCCUCUGCUCCCAUCCCUUUUCCUCACAGACGUUCGUUGAGGAUGUGGACCUCAGACAUGUAAGAAACUCACUAUGAGGUGUGAAGCAUUAUAAAGUGAAGGAAACACGCCACUGCAACUAAAGACCACACAGAUAAAUGGAAGCCUCAAAAAACAUGAGAACAAUUACUUACCAAAUUUAUACGUGAUUCACUUUGCUGAUCUAUUGUAUAUAGGUCUUUGAAAGCCUUGAAAAUAUUGAAAGAUAGGAAAAAAGACGGGAAAAAUGAGAUAAAUAUCUAAGUCCCUUGCAUUUCACACCCCCUUAUUCUUUUGUAGGCAUCGGUUUAUAACAUCCUGGUAUUUCUCUAUAGGCUGUUCCAGAUGCCGAACUACAUUGAGAUAAACAACUUGGUUAUUGAGGGUUAUGAGCUCAAAUUGUUGGCUAGUACAUCUUGUAUUUGUUGUAGAAUGAUUGUGUCAUGCCAUCAGAUUAGACCUUGCAACAAUCAGCUCAAUCAUGCUUUGAUUGAAUUAUACAUCUCAGAAGAUCAGCUUUCUUACUUUAAAGCUUGGUGACUUCCUUUUCAGGACAUGCGCGAUAUGAGGAACUGCUAUGAUAGUUUACUAUCUGCUGCUGCUGCCACAGCAAACUGUGCAUAUGGUGGGUACAUCCAUCUCCUCGAUGUUUCAUUGCUAUCAUCGUAUUGAAAAAAUUGCAUUGUGUCAUCAGCAUGAAUUCGGCUUAUUUAUAUUUUAUGAAUUCUCUUGGUACUUGUACCAAAAAGAAAAGUAAUCGGGAACAAAUCCGUUCUGCCUUGGUCACCAACUUCGUCAAUAUCCUCCUUUACAAGUAAUAAAUUAAUAUGUAAUAUUUUCCCGCUCAACUAUCUGCCAAGUUAGUACUUUACCGAAGGUGCCUGAAAUCUGAUUGAAUCACUGAAUUAGUCGACCUCAAUCAUGCAAGCCAACUUAGACCGUUCAGCAGAAGCCAAAUUAAUACAGAAUCAGCCCGAAAUAUAAGAAGAGAAACUAAUCCAAAUGAGAAAUAAAAUAUAUGAAUAAUAUUUAAAAAGAAAAAUUAUGAAAAGGGAAAGUAGAGGAUAUUUUAUGUGCAUUCCUUUCUGGUAGUUUUUCCCCCCUUUUUCUCAUUUGCUUCGCCCCUCCUAUUUUUCUUCUAUUUUUUUUCCUUCAAAAACCUAGGAAGGUCUAAGAGGAUAUUUAGAAGGAAGGGUUGGUUCUCCCAUGUUGAGAACCUUGGGUUUCUACUUUAGUCUGCAAUACCUUGGUUUAAAUUCUGCCCUUGUGAGGGGAUGGACGAUUUAGAGUUGACGUCAGCAUACUUGAAUUUCCCUAGAUUGAAUUCUGAUAUUUAGUGGAUGCAUGAUGGCAUCAACAAUCAAGUCGUAAAGUAACAUAAAGAGAUUUAUCUAGAUUGUCAGCUACAAGAGUAAGUUAUCAAACUAUUAUCAGUCAACUUUUGAGGAUUCAGAAAAGUCUUGCGAGCUAGAAAUUUUACGGAAACAAGGACGGAGAAGGGAUCUGAGAUUCCAGUGUGGACAUAGAAUUUUGUGAAGGAAUUCCAAGUUUGUUGGGAUUUGGAGAUCAUGGUGUCUCUUUGCUGACGGCUUGAUUAUAGAUUUAUAUUUCAAGGCAAUCGCAUAUGGAAUAACACAACUUUUUGUUGGUAUCUUGGAAAAUGGUAAUGUGAGUUUUGUGUCAACGGCAAAAACAUCACUUUUGAUGAUAUUUGGUUAUCAAAAUAUUUGAUAGCUCUUUGUAUCUCUUCGUAUCUUUUAUGGUAUUUGUUGAAGAUAUAUUGGAUUAUGAGAUGCUAGAGAAGGUUCUCUCUCUCCCUCUUGCACCACCCCUAACCCCCCUCUUCCAGUGUUUGCUGGCGCAUGUUUAUUUUAUGCAUUCCAUGUUUAGACGAUGGUAUUGUAGUAGACGAGUUUCCUCUUGAAAAUAAACUCUUCUUGAAAUUGGAAUCUUUUACCCUAUAAUUUUAUUUACAUCUUGCGUCUUGUAUCUUGUGAUUAUUUGCAUUACUUAUUUGUAGUGUACCCCAGGUUGAUAAUGUUCUUGUUGUUUCUCUGAUUAUUUUUUUUCUUUUCCAUGUUCAAAUCUCUCAUAUUACAACUCCUUCCUAUUUGUUUUGCUUCUGAGACUAUUUGUGUUCUUUCAGAAUUUUCAGAGUCCCUUGGGGAACUGGGCUCAUGUCUUCUGAAGAGAACGGCAUUGAAUGAUGAUGAAGAUAGUGGUGAGUACACCAAGUUCUUUUCAUGCUUGAGAUGAUGGCCAGGGAAAUGUAGUUUAUAAUAUAAGUUGAUAAAGCAAAUGCCACCUGAAAAUCGUGGGAAAAUUAAUCUAUGUAAUGUGUGCAAUGGCUCUCGGCACUACCUGGUCUGGCUCAGGGAGGGAAAGAUUCUGAGAUUGACCAAUAUCUCCUCAAUCUGGACUGGAUAUGAUGUUUUUUUUAGAGUUUAGGAAAUCGUGGGAUUAUGGUAACUCAGGAAUGGUCUCUUCUUUAUUUAUUGAUCUCGAAUUAGGUAAUAAUUUGUGUUUUGUUAGCUCUAUUUAUGAAUCACGCAACAUCCCAAGGACAAAGUUGAGAUAGUAUUCAGUGGUAGGAGUCUUGCUUCUUGCACUUUCUUAUCAUUUAGUGAAGUUCUAGCCUCAAUAACCUCUAUUUCUCAUUCCCCCCCUCGACAAAGUGCCAGUUCAUUAAAGGAUAACCCAUGCACGUAAAUCUGUCUUACCUCUCGCUCCCAAUUUCGGAAACCUGAAUAUCUACCGUAUUACAACACUAAAAGUCAGUCCUUAUCUUGGAAUAAUGAGCACAAAUGCUGCUGUUUCCUUAAAUUUGUUCUAAAAAGUUUGGGGUACCCUAUUUUUUUAAUGGUGUUGUUCUCACAACAAAAGGAAGAAAAACGGGACACUUUGCUAAUAUUUGAAUUAUCUUAAGAUGCAUCUUAAUUUCUCAUGUAUGAAGAUGUAAUGCCAUUUAUAGUGUGGGACAAGAUACUUGCAUCCUAAUUUCUCACAUAUGAAGAUGCAAUGUCAUUUAUAGUGUGGGACAUCACCAUCUUAUGGCUCUUAUUCAUCCACCUGCUAGCUAUCUUGUCUAUUAUCUAACUUUCCUUUUAUUUUUUUUGUCCUGGCACUGGAUGAGUGAUAAAUUUAGAUAUCAUCCUGAAAUUCUUUUUGACGCUCUGUAAUUGGAAUAUCUUUGAUCACUAAACGAAUUGAAAAUGCUGUGUUUUUUUUUACUCAUUUUCAGGGAGAGUUUUAUUAAUGCUGGGAAAGGUGCAGUUUGAGCUCCAGAAACUGGUUGAUAUUUAUGUAAGCUUUAUUUGCUACUCUGUUAGUGCAUAUUUGCACGGAAUCAAAUUCAGAUGCUUUGGAAAUCGAUAAAUGAGCUAAAUAACGGCUCUUUGGCUUCCAAUUUCAGCGCUCCCAUAUUACACUGACAAUAUCAACUCCGUCCGAGUCUCUUCUGAACGAACUUCGAACCGUAGAGGUCUGCCUUCAUUACACCUAUAUUAAUUUCUAAUCGUAGCUCUAAUUUGGGUACCUUAACUGUCCAGUUAGACGUGUAUGCCGAUCUGUUUUCAUUGGCAGAUGCACGGUUGGAGUUAGCUCAACUGUUCAAAAACCUCAGAGUCGUAUCUAUUUAAUUUUUCUUACUACUUUAUGUUCCGUGCUUUUACCCUUACCAGACCUGAUGUCUGUUUAUAGAAUGUAACUUUGGAUAACAGACUGGGAAAAUAUUUCUAAUAAAUUCUUGCAUACUUUGUUUCCAUAGAAUAUUUUUUGUCUGAAUUUGGUCAUGGAUUAUGAAGCUCACUCCGGUUUGCUGUUUGAGAGAACACCAGAUAAUAUGGCAGCAAGUAGCUCUUCUUACUUAAUCAUCUGCCAGUAACUCCCCUCCAACGUACUACCUCCAUCUCAUGUUCACAAUUAUCUGCUGAUUGGCUGCUUAUCUGUUCUUGCAGGAGAUGAAACGCCAGUGUGAUGGAAAAAGGUACGAUGCAGUUAUUUCUAUUUACCUUUAUAAUUUCUUCAGGGCUUCUUGUUUUUUUCUCUAAUAAGGAAUUUUUUUUUCCAGACUGGCGUAUGAGCACAUGCUAGCAGCGACAAGAGAAAAAGGGCGUUCCAAAAACUCAAGAGAGAGCUUUUCACACCAGCAGCUACAUGAAGCACGAGAGGACUAUGACGAGGAAGCAACUCUAUUUGUUUUCCGUUUGAAAUCACUGAAGCAAGGACAAUCCCGAAGCCUACUGACUCAAGCUGCCCGGCAUCAUUCUGCACAGGUUUCUUAUCCUCAGAAAGAACGCUUUUGUUUAUUUUUUCCUUGAACGUGCGGAAAAUUUGCCAUCUUACAGUUUUCUCUUGUUGUUGGAACCAGUUGAAUUUCUUUAGAAAAGGAAUAAAGUCGCUAGAGGCCAUCGAACCCCAUGUUAAGAUGGUGGCUGAAAAACAGCAUAUCGAUUACCAGUUCAGUGGACUGGAGGAUUAUGAAACAGAGGAUGAAAAUGAAGAUGAUACCUACAAUGACGAUACUGGUGUCGAAGAUGGGUCUGAUGGUACUGAUAACGGGGAAUUGAGUUUUGAUUAUGGGCAGAACGAGCCAGUCCAUGAUACUAUUUUAGCAUAUAAAGACUCUGAGGUAGGACCACCCCACCUCUUUUUUUAAUGUCAUGAUUUUUUGCAUUGAGAAUUUUCUGCAUUUUUUCUAUCUGAUAGGAUUUCCCUUGAUCCCCAUAUUAUCUAUGAAAACUCAUCGAGUUUAAUAUUUUUUUUUAAAUGUGUGAAAAUUCUAUUGAACCACCUGGACUACUAUGUCACCAUUUCAUCACUCUACACUUUGUUUCUGUUUUCCCUGAGAAUUCAGUCAGAGUGUCGGGCUCUGAUGAUCGCGGACUGAUAAUGAUCCAGAUGAAUAAUUUGAAUAAAAAACGAAUUCUGAUGUUUCGAGUAUGACUUCUUUCUUAUGUAUCAUGUGACCAUAAGAAAAACUGUGGAUGGAAUAAAAAACGAAUAGCUGCUCCCAAUGUAUCAUGUGCCCGUAAGAACAUGCGACUUGUGGAUGGAAUUCUGCUUGUGUGCAUGUUACUUAUCCCCACGCAUACUUAUUUUGAACUUGGGUCGGUGGUGUCUGGCGAUUAUAACAGGUUAAAUAUCCUCACAUAGCUUUUGAGCACACCAGGGAGCUGUGAUGUAAUGGCAGGCGAGGGGUGGAGUUUGUGAUCCAGUGCUAUCUUCUUCUUGGAUGAUUGAUGCAUGAAUUGAUGUCCUAGAGUUUGAGCAUGCUGAAGCCUUUUCCUUUGCCGAAAAUCAUUGCCCUGCAUUUUAGCUUUCAACGCCAGGCGUCAUCCUUCCAUUUUUCUUCAUAAACACUGAUCGUAUUAUUUUAAAUUUCAUGCAGCUGGAUCAACCAGACAAAGCGUCUACAAUAAUUUCAUCCCUGGAAGUUGCUCAGGUGCUUCUUUUUUUGGUUCUGCCCUCUUUCCUUAAAUCAUUCUCUUCUUCAUACCCGUGUGGAGAAAUGUUACUAUAAAUGACAAAAAAAGUAUUUAAUUUAGAGAAACCGCUGCUUGGCUUUCUGAAUCUGACUGUUCUUCGUGGGUCAUUCAUGUGGCAAAUGUGUGACCUGGGCAGAGAGAAAAACUGUUUGACCUUUCUCCGAUUCUGUAGGAAAAUGUGGUGGAGAAGGGUCAAUCGGAUUCCAUCUACCUCAGUAGACCUCAUCCUGGAAGCCAGUCAGCACCCAUUUUUCCUGACAAGAAGGUCGAUCCAGGCGAAGGGAUGGCAUAUUUGCGGCGCACAUCUACAAAGAAGUUCAGCACAUAUGUUCUCCCAACACCUAUCGACUGCAAUAUCUCCUCAAAAUCUUGCUCAUAUACCUCGGUCCCAUUGGCCCCACUCGACGGAAACAGUACCUGGCGCAGCCAAUCCCGGCACUCAAUGCCCUUGGAACCACCUGACCUGUACAAGAAGAACCUCAGAGCCAGCCCACCACCAAAAGCCACCGUCGUCAACAGCGAGCCCAUCGGAAGGCCGCCGCCACUUAAGGAAAGCUGGGGCCAUUCCCCAGCCCAAUCCGGUCCACAUUAUUCUGAUGCCAAGAAACUCAAGAGACAAGCCUUCUCGGGGCCACUGCUCAGCCAAGGGUCCGGCAAGUCUUCAUGGUUUCCCUCUGUGCAACCUCCGGUGGCCUCGGCGGCGCCGCUACAUGUCCCCAGGCCGCCUUCUACGUCCCCGAAGGUGUCUCUGAGUGCCUCGCCGCCUCCAAUGAGGCCUUCACCGAAGAUAACUGAGCUUCAUGAGCUUCCCAGGCCCCCAGCGAGCUCUGCUAGCUUAGCUGCAAGGCUCAGUUUAGUCCGCCAUUCAGCCCCUCUGGUAUCUAGAAGCAGAGAGCUUUCUAUGUCGGGCAAGCUUCCCCCUGCUGCCCAGGUGGCUUCCCCCUUGCCGAUGCCUCAGGGAGGCAUGGCGCGCAGCUUCUCCAUACCUUCAAGAAGUCAGAGGUCAAGUCUAGAUGCCGUGAAGCUCAUGGAAGCGCCUAGCAGUCAAGAUGCAGCCAGAGAAGUCUCUUCGCCUUCUCUCAUGCCUAUUUCUUUCUCAUCUCCUGCCAGAGACAACAUUAUAUGA
Messenger RNA from Spirodela intermedia, 7287 nucleotides. The record is from the annotation of a GenBank genome assembly. NCBI's taxonomy places the organism in Eukaryota, Viridiplantae, Streptophyta, Magnoliopsida, Alismatales, Araceae.